This is a messenger RNA of Siniperca chuatsi (mandarin fish), 5256 nucleotides long. It is a transcript of the gene diras1a, whose product is annotated as DIRAS family, GTP-binding RAS-like 1a. NCBI's taxonomy places the organism in Eukaryota, Metazoa, Chordata, Actinopteri, Centrarchiformes, Sinipercidae. Gene Ontology annotation, molecular function: GDP binding; GTP binding; GTPase activity. The coding region runs from base 265 to 864 and encodes 199 amino acids. Gene Ontology annotation, cellular component: plasma membrane. Gene Ontology annotation, biological process: signal transduction. The transcript has 4 exons. The record is from RefSeq and is a predicted model, not a curated record.
AAGGAGGUGAUGGUGAUGGAGGGAGGAGGAGGAGGAGGAGGAAGAGGAGGGCUGCUGAGUGCUGAUCAGCAGCAGGGCUGACGAUGAUGAUGAUGAUGAUGAUGAUGAUGAUGAUGCUGAUGCUGUGAGUCAGAGAGCGGAGGGUUCAGGAUGCUCACAGCCGCUCCAGAGUAGACAAACCCCGCACUCAGAGAGACUGAGGCUCCGAGGAGACACGCAUUCAGGUCAGCUAUCCAGAGCAGCAGGCGGACUCCAACUCCCAGAAUGCCCGAGCAGAGUAACGACUACCGGGUGGUAGUGUUCGGAGCCGGCGGGGUGGGGAAGAGCUCGUUGGUCCUUCGGUUUGUCAAAGGCACCUUCAGAGACACCUACAUCCCCACUGUAGAGGACACGUACAGACAGGUGAUCAGCUGUGAUAAGAGCGUCUGCACGCUGCAGAUCACAGACACAACAGGAAGUCACCAGUUUCCCGCCAUGCAGCGCCUUUCCAUCUCCAAGGGCCACGCCUUCAUCCUGGUCUACUCCAUCACCAGCCGCCAAUCACUGGAGGAGCUCAAACCCAUAUACCAACAGGUUCUGGCCAUCAAAGGCACCGUGGAGUCCAUUCCCAUCAUGCUCGUGGGCAACAAAAGUGACGAGACGGCCCAGCGUGAGUUGGAGACGAAGGAGGGCGAGGCUCAGGCCGCCGCCUGGAAGUGUGCCUUCAUGGAGACGUCGGCCAAGACGAACUCCAAUGUGAAGGAACUGUUCCAGGAGCUGCUGGCCCUGGAGAAGAAGAGGGACAUGAGCCUGAGCAUCGACGGCAAGCGCUCGGGAAAACAGAAACGAGCCGACAAGCUGAAGGGGAAGUGCAGCAUCAUGUAGGGCGGUGGCGGUGGCGGUGGCGGUGGCGGUGGCGGCGGCGGCGGCAGACUCGCUGUAGAGAUGUGGAAACAGCAGAGGAGGCAGGAGGGGGGAGGGGAAGCCUGCUGAUGAACUCGACUCCCAUUGAGACUCCUCCUCCCAUCUUUCCCCAGCUCUGCAUCGUGGAGGAUAGGUCUUCUUCUUUGGUGGCUCUCCUCUUCCGUCUGUCUGAACACUGAAGCCCAGAGGAACAAAAGUAUGAGACCGACUGAUAAUGGAAACUUUAUUUAUACCAGGGCCUCAGGCUCCUCCUGGCCCUGAACUGGAUUGUGUUUGUGGCCCCAAAAAACAUACACACACAGCUAACUGCUGCCACCGUUAACCAUCACACUAACAUUAUAAUAAAGGAAUACUCCACUGAUUUGAUCGUGAACUUUGGGCCAAGCUUGAAUGUAUAGAAGCAAAAAUCAGAAACUGACAGAAAAAGUACAUAUUUAUGAUUACAGUUAAGCUCCGAUUUGUUUCUGCAGUUCCUACAAUACCCAGGAUUCAUUGCAAAAGCUGAGAUUCAGUAAAGUUCUGCACUGGCCUGACACUGAGACUCAAACCCGGCCAGAAGAUGUUUCUUUAGGACCCAGUUUGACUGGUCCUGCCAAAUUUGACACCCAGACCCAACACAAAAGCUGUAUAUUUGCUUUAUUUCAUCAGUUACGAACUGUUAGCUCGCAAGGCUAAUGCGACGCAUUGGGUACAGAAAGAAAGAAAUUACUUUAUAAAUUUGACAAUACCCAAACCUGAACCCAACCAGAGACCCAAGCUUUACAUAAACUAAAUGGCCCAAACACAACCUGACACUUGACAUUUAUUUGGGAACCGUCAGGUUCAAGUUGGGCAGAGCUUGAGGGGCGAUCAGGUGACAGUUUUGAAACAAUGGUAGAUUUCAGACAGAGGUUGAACAAAAGCAGUUUCUAAUUUCUAGCUGGUGACCAGUGAUUUUGCUGACUGAAAUGACAACUGUCGUCAGCAGGUUGCUGGAGUAUAAAUCUAUUCAAGAGUAGGACAGAGUUGCUAACGUUAGCCUAAAGUCUGACAGCAUCCAGGACCAGCUCCCACACCGUGGAUGUUCCAGUCCCUAACGAGGCUUUUUCUAUUGUAACCUGCAAUCCCACAAAAUACUGGAGGUAGCUAAUGAUAUGCUAACUCUUGGCCUUGGAAGUAACGUUAGGUUACUACUGUAAAUAGUAAUAAGAGUUAAACGUGCUACCGUUAAAUUACAGGAGAUAACCAAUUCCACAUUUUACUCGGGAUUUUGGUUUUGGAAAGACUAAAAUUAUAUUAUCACCUUGCUAACAUGCACACUUCACCCACAGUCGGUCCUCACAUGGUGCUCUGGAUUGGCUGCCUCGUGACUUUUCACCACAAAUUGAUCAAAAAAUGCAACCAUUAAACAGCAAAUGAGACUGAAAAACAGCGAAGUAUUCCUUUAUCUAAUAAGACCAGUGACAUUUCCAUUAUGAUUCUCUUCUCGGUGGUUGUGACAGUAAACGACAGGAUGUUUUCAGCUCUGCGUCGGCUCUGCUUCCUGCUGUCAUUAGAGGAAUGCCUACAUACAAGCUAAGUGUCUUUACCGUCCACGUAAACACACUCAGUGUUUUCGGCUGCUCUGCUGUCGACAGCAGGUGGCCUGACGAGCUGACGGACUGCAGUGGAAACAGCAGACGCUCUCACGUUAAAGCAUCAGGAAACUCCAAAAGGCUUCAAUGAUUUCCCAAAGCACAAGCUGGCCUUUCACUCUGUUUUCAUCUCCGUCAGGCUCACUGGAUACAACAUCUGUUAGCAUAAAAACAAGUAGCUGCUGAUGGACCAGCAGUGGAAGCAUGCAGCUGUAUAUAUGAUUUAAAGGAACAGUCCAAGAUUUUGGGAAUCAUCUCCAGAGUCAGAUGUUUCAGAUGGAUAUCAGUUUCAUCUGUGUGUCCAGUACGGAGAUAGGUCCAGAACGUGUUUAGCCUAGCUUAGCAUAAAGACUGGAAGCAUAUGGAAACUGCUAGCCUAGCUCCAUGAAAAGAGAAAAACAAUCCACCUUACAACAAUUUAUUUUCUGAUUUAAAGAAUUUAACAAGCUAGCCACCAUCCUGUAGGCAGCAGGGUUUGGUUGACAAACCUGACAUCCGCAGAAGAUUAAUAUUUUUGUUUUUAGGGUUUUAUGCAUUUAUGGGUUUUUUGAAUUAAGGAUGUAUCAGUAAAACUUUCCCUGAAUUCUCACUUAAAUUGAACAUGUUUACACCAUGCGCUAAAUCCAUUAAAGGGGAAGUCCACCAAUUGUCUGUGUUUCCAGGUGUUGGGGCGAACUACUGCAGAUGUUUUAAAGUAGAAUAAAGCCUUUAGUGUCUCAGCUGAGUGAAGACUGACAAACGUCCUCUAGUGAUGUCACUUGAGUCGGCGUCGGCUGAAGGCUACGAGUUUGAAGAUGUGGAGUUGGAAAGAAGCGAGCUCAGCAGACCUCUGCAGCCUGCUGCUCGUCUCUGCUGCAGGCUGCGUUAGCCGCUGCUAGCAUAACACACCACAAUCUCACACCCAGCUGUCAGAGGGAGAGCUGCAUUGUGGGUAAUGUAGGAGGCAGGUUUAGACGAGGAAGAAGAAUGUGUGGAGUAAGAAAGACGAUCUCUCUGGUUCUGCUGCAGCGAUUGAGUGACAUGAUGAAUCUUUAGGACUAUAGCUGAGGUCAAAGUACGUUGUUGAGUUUGGAAAGAGUCUCACCAGCGGCCCAUUUAGUAGAUCCAUGGAACUGUUCAUGUUCCAAUUUCCAUUUUUCUGAGACUUUUCUCACGUUGGCUUAGUGUUUCAAUUGAAAGCUUGUGAUCCUGAUGAAGCACUGAACAAAACACAUUGCUGUUAUCUGUUGUAAUAAAAAGAUCCUGAUCAUAUAUUUGUACGGGCUGAACGCUUGUGGUGCAGCCAGAACCUCCAGCAUAAAGCUUCCUCUUUCAUGUAAAUCAGACAGACUCGGAGCCGCUGGAACGGGGAUUUGUUUCCCUUUUGAUGGCUAGUUCAGGGUUUCUGCCAGCAAAUGGCUGCCCUGCGUGGUCUUUGCUGUGCAAUGUAGUGCCGGUGCUGGUUUUCCCUGAAGCUCAGUUAGAUUUCCCUGCUUCCACUCUUGUUGUGCUAAGCUAGCAUAAUGACAUCUUGGACCUAUCUCCUGAUUUCUAAACGUUGAACCGUUCCUUUAGCUAGCAGCGAAGAGGACUGUACGUUGUCUGAGCAGCCGCUGUAUAUUUGAAAUGCCUUUCCUACCACUUGACUUGACAGUUUUGUAUAUUAUCCGAACAUAAGUGAGCUUAAAACUUUACGAAGCACAAACACAACAAACUAAACUCGGAGAGCGACGAGCCGAUAAGCACACGUUCAUCCUGCAAAACUCCCCCCAUCAGUUAUUUACACGAGUCCAUGCUGAUCACAUUUUAUGCACUUUUGAAAAAUUGCUCCACGUGUUUCUUUUCACUGUAAAAAGCUUUCUGACAUGUUUUGUGUCCGUUACAUCUCCCGGCUUCAGCAAUAUUAACUUUGUAUUUCGGGAGCGCUGGGGCUGCAGGAGGGACGAUCACAGAGAACUAAAUAUCUUCAGUGUCAGCAGGUUGCACCAGCUGUUUAUAUGUUCAAGCCUGAACUUGCUCAUGUAGCUUAGUUUUCAUACGUGUGAGACUUAAGCAACCUGCUUUAUUUUAGGGGUCCAUCAUUUUUAGAUUGUCCUCACCUGAGGACAGACGGCUGUGGCUGACAGGAAGAAAUCAUUUGUUGCUAAUUCUGAGCCUCAAGACUCAUGAAUUUAUUUUUAAAAAGUGCUCCAUUUAUUAAGUGGAAACUGCAUUCCUCAUGUGAGCUGAAGUCUCCCGCCACAGUUUAAGUGAAAGCAGCUGAUGAUCAGCCAGCGAGCUCAGGCCAGCUCAGGUGGAAACUGGACUACUGACACUCUGACAGCGAGCCACAGCUACCGGGCUGGUUUAUAUACUGUGGGGCUAAAUGAGUCACAGGUGUGUCUCAGUGAGGCGAUGAGUGGCAGGUGUGCAGGGGGGAGGUCAGGGGGGGGUAACGUGUUGAAUUAAAUUGUAUGUAAAUGUUAUCUCUCCACAUUACAGUCUAAUAAACCGGGUUUGAAAUGGAGAAUCCUACAUCGUUCUUAUUUAUUUUAGUUAUUUCUGCUUUGGCUUUAAAACAAAUCAAAUUUGAGGAUAUUUAAGAAACUGGAUCAGAAGCCGUGUGAGGUGUGUGUGUGAUGGGAGGUUUCUGAAAACGGUUGACGGUUGUUUUGUUCUUCUUUCCUCCUUAAAUAUGUUUGGACGGGCUGGAUGUGGUCGACGCUCUGUUCUCUCUCAUGUGAAGACUGACUGAAUAAAAACAGCGCUGCUGUACAGAAAA